Messenger RNA from Pan troglodytes (chimpanzee), 890 nucleotides. RefSeq names its product fucose mutarotase (gene FUOM). The record is from RefSeq and is a predicted model, not a curated record. Bases 31 to 804 code for a protein of 257 amino acids. NCBI's taxonomy places the organism in Eukaryota, Metazoa, Chordata, Mammalia, Primates, Hominidae. The transcript has 6 exons. Gene Ontology annotation, biological process: fucose metabolic process. Gene Ontology annotation, molecular function: racemase and epimerase activity, acting on carbohydrates and derivatives; fucose binding.
CCAAGCCCCGCCUGCCCCGUCUGCCGGGCCAUGGUGGCGCUGAAGGGUGUCCCCGCACUGCUGUCCCCCGAGCUGCUCUACGCGCUGGCGCGGAUGGGGCACGGGGACGAGAUCGUUCUUGCGGACUUGAACUUCCCGGCCUCCUCCAUCUGCCAGUGUGGGCCCAUGGAGAUCCGUGCAGACGGCCUGGGCAUCCCGCAGCUCCUGGAGGCCGUGCUGAAGCUGCUGCCCCUGGACACCUAUGUGGAGAGUCCGGCUGCAGUCAUGGAGCUGGUGCCCAGCGACAAGGAGAGGGGCCUGCAGACCCCAGUGUGGACGGAGUACGAGUCCAUCCUACGCAGGGCCGGCUGUGCGGGUUCCCUCCAACCCUGCCAUUUUGUCUUCCAGAGAGCCCUGGCAAAGAUAGAGAGGUUUGAGUUUUAUGAACGGGCUAAGAAGGCUUUUGCUGUUGUGGCAACGGGGAGGGCAGGUGGCAGGGGCUGGCCUGGACGCUUCGGGAGGAACUGUCGGCUGGAGAGGCCUCGGUGUGGGCCAUGCCCUAUGCCUGUGGCAGUAGGUGGCCUCCCGCUGAAAGCCUCACUUGCCCUGGCAGGCAGGGGAGGUAAAGGACACGAGGUCAUUUGGAGCCCAGUGCCAGGCAGAGGUGGGAUGCAGGGGGUUCCUGAAAGGGGGUGCCUGGGAGGCUUGCCCAUGGGAUGCUUGGGCCGGUCCCCAAGGAUGGGGAAGAAUAACCACCAGCCACUGUCCAGACCCUGGGCCUCUCCCCAGGACCCUCGUCCUGCUCCCCAGAACUUGCUGCGGUGACAGGUACAGGAAGAAGAUGGGGCAGGGCUGGAGUUUGAGGGACCAAGGGCAGGAUUGGGGAUGACAGGGUCUUCCCCCAGGGCCUG